CUGGCCUGCGCGCCCGUGUGUCGAGCCCGCGCUCCACUCUGCUCGUCCUUCCCGGUGACUUUCCCUCCUUGUCCCUGGUCCAUCUUGCCAGAGGUCACAGCAGGCAGAGUGGUGCAGCUACAGCUUGAAGCAGCAGCUGCGGGGUUCGCUGAGACCCCCCGGAAGGCGAUCGGAGCGCGGGGAGAGCCCGAGAGCGGCCGCGCGCCCACCUCUAGGUGCGGGGCUCGGAGCCGCCCAGCCCGCGCGCGCCCUCCUCCCUCCUCCCUCCUCCCUCCGCCCCCGCCGCACCUCCCCCUCCUCCCGCUCUGCCUCGGCUGCUCCGCGGCGCGCCUCGCACUCGGAGAGCCGCAGCGGCAGCGGCGCGUCUCGCAUUCGGAGACAGAGCCGGGCCGCGGGGGACACCGAGCAGUCGCCGCGAGGACGCCAGGGCACGCGCCGCACUCACCCUUCCUCGGCCUCGGCCGCCACUGCUGAGCAGACACCAUGGCCCGCGGAAAAGCCAAGGAGGAAGGCAGCUGGAAGAAAUUCAUCUGGAACUCGGAGAAGAAGGAGUUUUUGGGCAGGACCGGUGGUAGUUGGUUUAAGAUCCUUCUGUUCUACGUGAUAUUUUAUGGCUGCCUGGCUGGCAUCUUCAUUGGGACCAUCCAGGUGAUGCUGUUGACCAUCAGUGAGCUGAAACCCACAUACCAGGACCGCGUGGCCCCGCCAGGAUUGACACAGAUUCCUCAGAUCCAAAAGACUGAAAUUUCCUUCCGUCCUAAUGACCCCAAGAGCUACGAGGCCUAUGUGCUAAACAUCAUUAGGUUCCUGGAAAAGUACAAGGAUUCGGCCCAGAAGGACGACAUGAUUUUCGAGGAUUGUGGCAGUGUUCCCAGCGAACCCAAGGAACGGGGAGACAUCAAUCACGAGCGAGGAGAGCGGAAGGUGUGCAGGUUCAAGCUGGACUGGCUGGGGAACUGCUCCGGUCUCAAUGAUGACUCUUACGGCUACAGAGAGGGCAAGCCCUGCAUCAUUAUCAAACUCAACCGAGUGCUGGGCUUCAAACCUAAGCCUCCCAAGAAUGAGUCCUUGGAGACUUACCCACUGAUGAUGAAGUAUAAUCCAAACGUCCUACCUGUCCACUGCACUGGCAAGCGAGAUGAAGAUAAGGAUAAAGUCGGAAACAUAGAGUACUUUGGAAUGGGCGGAUUCUACGGCUUUCCUCUGCAGUAUUAUCCCUACUACGGCAAACUGCUGCAGCCCAAGUACCUGCAGCCCCUGCUGGCCGUACAGUUCACCAACCUCACCUUGGACACUGAGAUCCGCGUUGAGUGUAAGGCGUAUGGUGAGAACAUUGGGUACAGUGAGAAAGACCGUUUUCAGGGACGCUUUGAUGUAAAAAUUGAAAUUAAGAGCUGAUCACAAGCACAAAUCUUUCCCACUAGCCAUUUAAUAAGUUAAAAAAGAUACACAAACCUACUAGUCUUGAACAAACUGUCAUACGUAUGGGACCUACACUUAAUCUCUAUGCUUCACACUAGCUUCUGCAUUAAUAGGUUAGAAUGUAAAUUUAAAGUGUAGCAAUAGCAACAAAAUAUUUAUUCUACUGUAAAUGACAAAAGAAAAAUAAAAAUUGAGCCUUGGGACGUGCCCAUUUUUACUGUAAAUUAGAUUCCAUAACUGACUUGUAGUGAGCAGGGUUCUGGCCCCUAAGUAUUGCCGCCGUGUCUGUUUUAUUUAGUGUACAGUACUAUAGGUGCACACUCUGGUCAUUUUUCAAGCCAUGUUUUAUCAUAUCUGUUUUCUACUUUACGUGAGCAAGGUUUGCUGUCCAAGGUGUAAAUACUCAAUGGGAAUAAAACUGGCAUGGUACUUUU
Molecule: messenger RNA, 1856 nt
Organism: Apodemus sylvaticus (European woodmouse)
Lineage: Eukaryota; Metazoa; Chordata; Mammalia; Rodentia; Muridae
Gene: Atp1b1
Product: ATPase Na+/K+ transporting subunit beta 1
Exons: 6
Coding region: 484-1398 (304 amino acids)
Biological process (GO): intracellular sodium ion homeostasis; intracellular potassium ion homeostasis; potassium ion import across plasma membrane
Cellular component (GO): sodium:potassium-exchanging ATPase complex
Molecular function (GO): ATPase activator activity
Source: RefSeq, a predicted model, not a curated record